Olea europaea var. sylvestris is the source of this 375-nucleotide messenger RNA. Its product is annotated as 60S ribosomal protein L9-like. The record is from RefSeq and is a predicted model, not a curated record. The transcript has 3 exons. Gene Ontology annotation, molecular function: rRNA binding; structural constituent of ribosome. NCBI's taxonomy places the organism in Eukaryota, Viridiplantae, Streptophyta, Magnoliopsida, Lamiales, Oleaceae. Gene Ontology annotation, cellular component: cytosolic large ribosomal subunit; ribosome. Gene Ontology annotation, biological process: cytoplasmic translation. Bases 1 to 375 code for a protein of 124 amino acids.
AUGUGCUUCAUGGCUAUUGACGAUGAGGUAAAUUCAAAUGGAAAUUGUUCAUAUGAUGAAUUACCUAUCUCUUAUGAUGAACUUCUUGAAGAAUUUGAAAAACUUGCUCUCAAUUACUCUACACUAAAAAAGAAAAAUUAUUUAUUUGAAAAAGAGGUUAGGAAGGUGGAUUUGCUUGAUGGUGUCACAAUUCUCAGAUUUGAGAAGGUUAAGGAUGAAUUGGUUUUGGAUGGAAAUGACAUUAAGCUUGUUUCACGAUCUUGUGCAUUGAUAAACCAGAAAUGCCAUGUGAAGAACAAGGAUAUCCGGAAGUUCCUUGAUGGUAUCUAUGUCAGUGAGAAGGGAACCAUAGUUGAGGAAGAGUGGGUGGCUUAG